Chelonoidis abingdonii (Abingdon island giant tortoise) is the source of this 2690-nucleotide messenger RNA. It is a transcript of the gene ITGB7, whose product is annotated as integrin subunit beta 7. Gene Ontology annotation, biological process: integrin-mediated signaling pathway; cell-cell adhesion; cell-matrix adhesion. The record is from RefSeq and is a predicted model, not a curated record. Gene Ontology annotation, cellular component: integrin complex; cell surface; focal adhesion. Gene Ontology annotation, molecular function: integrin binding. NCBI's taxonomy places the organism in Eukaryota, Metazoa, Chordata, Testudines, Testudinidae.
ACGCUCCAAAGAUCGCCCGGUGGCUCCGACCGGAGAGCAGCACAGCUUCUCGGUGCGGUUCAAGCGGGCCGAGGGCUACCCCGUGGACGUUUACUACCUGAUGGACCUGUCCUACUCCAUGAAGGACGACCUGGAGAAUGUCAAGAAGCUCGGCAAUGACCUGCUGGCUGCACUCAGGAACAUCACCAAGUCAGUGAAGAUUGGCUUCGGCUCCUUCGUGGACAAGACAGUCCUACCCUACGUCAGCACGGUGCCCGCCAAGCUGCGGAACCCCUGUCCCGACCGGUACGAGCAGUGUGACUCGCCCGUCAGCUUCCGCCACGUGCUGCCACUCACCGACAACGCCAGUGAGUUCGAGAGCCGCGUGAGCCAGCAGCGCAUCUCGGGCAACCUGGACACACCCGAGGGCGGCUUCGACGCCAUCAUGCAGGCGGCCGUGUGUGAGGAGCAGAUUGGCUGGCGGAAUGUGACACGCCUGCUGGUCUUCACGUCAGAUGACGUCUUCCACACAGCAGGGGAUGGCAAGCUGGGUGGCAUCUACCUCCCGAAUGACAACCAGUGCCACCUCGACACGGACGGCCUCUACAGCAAGAGCCACAUCUACGAUUACCCCUCGGUCGGGCACUUGGCCCAGGUGCUUUCAGCCUCUAACAUCCAGCCCAUCUUCGCUGUCACUGGCUCCACGCUGCCCGUGUACCAGGAGCUGAGCAGGCUGAUCCCCAAGUCGGUGGUGGGGGAGCUGAAGGAGGAUUCCAGCAACGUGGUGCAGCUCAUCUCUGAUGCCUACAAUAGCCUGUCGUCCACAGUGAACCUGGAGCACUUCCAGCUCCCGCCGGGCGUGAGCGUGGCCUACGAGUCGCACUGCGAGGAUGCCACCCGCUCCGUCGAGGGCCACAGUGGGGUCUGCUCCGGCGUCCGCAUCAACCAGCUGGUGAGUUUCACGGUGAUGGUGCAGGCUGACGCCUGCCUGGAGGGCCCACACAGCUUUGCGCUGCGGGUGCUGGGCUUCACCGAGGAGGUGCGUGUGGAGCUGCAGACGCUGUGUGAGUGCCCCUGCGACCAGCCUGAGCCCCACGCCACCCACUGCAGCGGGGGCCACGGUACCCUCACCUGCGGAGUCUGCAGCUGCAGCCCCGGCCGUGUGGGCAAGCUGUGUGAGUGCGAGUUGGCGGAGGUCAUGGACCUGGAGGCGGGGUGCCGGGGCGGGAACGGCACAGGGCCCAUGUGUAGCGGGAAGGGGCAGUGUGUGUGCGGGCAGUGCCAGUGCAACAGCAACGUGCGAGGGCAACACUGCGAGUGCGACGACACCAGCUGCGAGCGGCACAAUGGGCAGCUCUGUGCAGGCCAGGGUCGGUGCCAGUGUGGGAGUUGCUUCUGCAACGAGGGCUACACAGGCAGCGCCUGCGACUGCAGCCUGGACACCCGCGUGUGCCUGCAGGACGGUGUGGAGUGCAGCGGGCACGGGAGCUGCAUUUGCAACAAGUGCCAGUGCCAGCCGGGCUACUUCGACCGGCUCUGCAGCCGGUGCCCGAGCUGCCGGACCCCCUGCGAGGAGCAUCGGGACUGCGCUGACUGCCAGGCCUUCAGGAUGGGCCCGCUGAGCCAGAACUGCAGCGUCGCCUGCAACCACACCGUGGCCACGCUGGUGCCCGAGGCCACUGUGAACGAGCAGUGGUGCAAGGAGAAGACGGACGAUGGGCGGAUCCUGAUCUUCCUGAUCGAGGGCACGGAGGGGGGCAAAGUUCCCCUGAAGGUGAAAGACAAGGCCGCCGUCGCUGACCGGACCUCCAUGUUCGUGCUGGGCAUGGUCCUGGGCAUCGUGUUCAUCGGGCUGCUGAUCAUCAUCGGCUACCGCAUCUCGGUGGAGAUCCUGGACCGGCGGGAGUACAUGCGCUUCGUGAAGGAGCGGGAGCGGGCCAAGGGGAACGAGGUCAACAACCCGCUCUUCCAGAGUGCCACCACCACCGUCAUCAACCCCAGGUACAACGAGGACUGAGGCAGCGAUGGCCGCACCGGCGCCAGCCCAGCUACCAACGGCAUGGGCCCCCAGAUGCCACGCUCUCUACGGCAGCCCCCGCUCCCGAGCUUGACUGGAAGGGAAGGUGCAGGCAGAGGGUCCGCUGCUCAGCAGAAUCUCACACCGCUACACCCUGCCAAACAGGCCCAUGGGGAUGUGCCUUCUUGUGCUGCCAUUUGUUAUUGGAGGAGCAGGAUGCAGCCCUGGCUCCAUCCUGGGGCCCUUCCCAGCCCAAGGCCUCCCUGCUUAAGUAGGCCAACCCUGUCCUCCCAUCUCUUGGCAGGCCCUGCCCAGAGCCUGCUGCUUCUCUGCCCCCCAUAGUGUGUCCGUCAGCGACCCCCAGCGCCAGGAGAGCACAACCUGCUCCCCACACCCAGCAGAAGAGCUCUGGGCUAGCAGGAAGGGCUGGGCUAUGGAGGACCGAAGCCCUGCUUUUGGGGGCUUUGCUCCAGGCCACAAAGGGAGCACUGUAGGGCAGAGCAGAUCCAGGGGAAACUCAUGGCCAACCAUGGGGGCGGGAAGGAAAUUGGAGCAGGGCUCUUCAGCCGGGGCAGCUCUGUGUAUUUUGCCGCCCCAAGCACAGCAGUCAAGCGGCUUUUGGCAGUGUGCCUGCAGGAGAUCCGCCGGUCAAGCGCCUUCAGCUUACCCGCCACCGAAUUACUGCCGAAACCAC